Penicillium nucicola is the source of this 903-nucleotide messenger RNA. RefSeq lists its product as uncharacterized. The transcript has a single exon. Lineage: Eukaryota; Fungi; Ascomycota; Eurotiomycetes; Eurotiales; Aspergillaceae. The record is from RefSeq and is a predicted model, not a curated record. Bases 1 to 903 code for a protein of 300 amino acids.
AUGUCCGCGCGUCGAUUCUUUCCAUUCACUAGCUCCAGAGGCACGGCUUCUGCCCAUCUUCAGCCUCAGUCGGAUAUGAUACUUCCCACUGAUAAGGACUUCAGCAUCGAGAGUAUACUACAAGCCAUCGAACCUGAUAUUCGUGGCACUCUGGACUCUAUCGCCGAGAUUUGUGGCCGAAGCAAGCUUAGUCUUGCUAAUGAAUAUGGAAGUCACAUCGCGCCUUUAGGUGAGAUCUGUGCUCCACCGGGGGGUCUAGGACCUGUUGAGGAAGCCAGCCCUAGUGAGGAACAGCGGUCCACCGACAACGUGGUUAUCCAGGAUGAAGAUGUCAAUGUAGUAGGUGCAGGGCGAGAUAUACAUCCAUUUUCGUUUCAUAGGUACUUGGAAAAUAUACGGCAUACUGCAUCCAUUCUUGAACAAAAUGGUGGAUCCCAUCGAGCCGGCACUGCACGGCCAGAUUAUCUGCUAUCUCCUGGACUGAACGCCCAAACAGAAAACAGCAUGGACAUGGGUCUGGAUACCUUACCAUUCACACGUGAAAUUGCAUCACGACCCAAGAAUGGUGGCCGUGAUUUACUCGCCAAAGAUGCCGUUGCUACCAACAUGACAGAUCAAGUACCCAACAUCGCCACUCCAGCUCUGGUGUCUGAGGUCCAUCUGGAUGCGAGAGCUGAUGGCUCUUCUUCGAACGAGCCUCGCCUUCUCCCUCGAGAUUCCCUCGACAUAUCAACAAGGGGAGCAGCGGCACCUGAACUCAUUCAGUCCCUUCUUGGUUGGUUAAGAUGGACUGCAGGUAUUGCGGGGCCAGAUUCUCGUCCUGCACUACAGUCUGCUGAGGGCCGGUUGCGUGCCAUGCUUGAUCGUGCUGGGAAUCAAGAUGCUGUUCCAGCUAUGCUUUGA